Messenger RNA from Rhopilema esculentum, 6533 nucleotides. Its product is annotated as N-acetylglutamate synthase, mitochondrial. Gene Ontology annotation, molecular function: L-glutamate N-acetyltransferase activity, acting on acetyl-CoA as donor; acetylglutamate kinase activity. Lineage: Eukaryota; Metazoa; Cnidaria; Scyphozoa; Rhizostomeae; Rhizostomatidae. The record is from RefSeq and is a predicted model, not a curated record. Gene Ontology annotation, cellular component: cytoplasm; mitochondrial matrix. Gene Ontology annotation, biological process: L-arginine biosynthetic process; glutamate metabolic process.
UUUAAUGGAAUUGACAAAUGAAAAGUUUUCAUAACAUUAUUUAUUAACAGUUGGUUAAAAAAGAUACUUCUAACUUGAACUAAUUAAACUACUUACUAUUAACAGGAAUAAAAACAAAUUAUAUAUCACUAAAUUAUUUAAAGAAAUACUUUAUCUACAUGGCCUCUUUAUCUACAAUUUUUGCAUGAGCAAUUGUCACCUUUCCACUCUUUUGAUUGAUCUCUUAAAACUAACACUGGUUGCCAGGCUUUUUAUCGAUUACAUUUUUCUGUUCACAUCCAUAUUUAAUAACAUCAUUUUGUUCACACCCAAAUUUAAGCCACAUGGACACUUCUGCAUCCAUCUUAAUAAACCGUAAACAUUGUUGUUUUAGGUAAGAAGUUUUUAAGAAAUUGACUAGCUUUUGUAUGUCCUUUAGUAAUGAAAACAGUACUAAAGAAUUAAAGUCUCACCCUCUAGGCCGUCUGCAUGGUAACAAGCAACCCAUAAUGUUCACAACACAGCAGGGACGUCAUGGCUUGUAGGCAGGGAGGGGUUGGAUUUUCUGAAAAAAUCAUUGUUUUGUUGGAAAAUUCCCAGACUUGAGCAGUGGGUAAUUCUCAAACUUUUAGCAACAUAAAUUAAGAUAAACAUAAAUUUUAGAAAAUACUUAUCUUAAUUUGGAGGGGCAAUUCACUUUUUGAAGAAAAUACUAUAUUUCCACAAUUCAAAAUGUUUUUUCAGGAUUUACAGAUUUCAACCAUAGAAUGAUUUGCUGCUCAGAUUUUGUCAGAGAUAAAAUCCGAAUCUUCAAGGGCCAAAUUUGGUUAUAGGAAUUGGUCAAUAUUUGUCAUAAAUUAUAUCUUUAUUUGAUAUUGAAGACCAGAACAGUGCCAAUUAUGUGCCUAUCACCAGAUUUUUGAAAAUUUUGCCCAAGAUUUGAAAAUUUUUGCAGAAAGAAAGCACUUUCUGGCGAAUUUGAAGCAAUAGAUUUUAAAAAGUUUCCCCUUCGGAGGUGCAAUUUGCCGUUUCGUAAAUGGUUGUUGCCAUCCUUUACGGUCGCUGCCAUCACCAGCCUCCUUUUUAUGUUCAGAAUGAGGUCAGGUAUGAGAAUAAAAUAAAAAGAGCGGGAAUUGUUUUAUAUUCGGGAUGAGCCUACUGAAAAUAAGCGGCCAUGGCCAAAAAAAUUUGUUUUACAUCGGAACUAGAUCACCUUAUUGACACAGCUGUUCAUGACAUAAGCAACCAAUUUAACAGCAACAAUUUAAGCGUUGAGGCAAAGGGGCACUGGAAAGAUUGCCAGAAGCCUACUUCUACACAAUUGAACAGUUAUUCAGAAAUGAGGAGUGAAAAUUUAGCUUGUACGUGUCAUUUAGCUUGCAUGAGUUUACAGAGCAAAAUGUUGAGGAGUGGCUGCAAGACUUUCAGGAUUUGAACAGUGCAACUCUCAAGAUAGCUGCAAAGAAAAAGGCAACAAGAGGCUAUUUGGUGCAAAAUUAUUAUCAGUGUCAAAAUUAUACGAGAAAUUGGAGCCCAAGGAAAGACCCACAACGAAAGCUGGCAAACAAUCCAGCUGCUCGAGUAAAGAACACAAACUGCAUAUUUAAUCCUUCAGUGAAAGUAGAUUUGAGUAACGUUUGCACCAUCAGGUUGGAUUGGGAACAUAACAACACAAUCAACAAUCUGGAGGCAUACAACUUUAAAGAUUUGUCCAAAGAAUGCAUUGAUGACAUAAAGAAAAUGUAUGAGAUGGUCAAACAACUCCAACUGUCAGACAGAAAUAUUUGGUAGAUCUCAGGGUACACUACAAAAUGACAUUGAGUACCAUAUAAAGAAAGCUGAUAGGUCUAUAACUCCAAGUAGAAGGGACUUUCGCUAUAUUUAUGAACAAUUUGGCCUAGAAAAGUAUGGUGGAAAGAAUAUAGAAAUGUUUAAAAAGUUGGUUGACUGUUUAGAUGCUUACAAAGAAGCAAACCCAGAAGCAAACACAGCUUAUCAGCUCUAUGGUGGUGAUGGCUACCCACUUAUUGUGGCUAAAGCUACUCUGUUAAUGAAUAUGUACAGCAAAGUGGGGAGCGGAUUUUUGUUGAUGCUUCAUCAAAUACAGAAGACCAUAAUUUUAAGCUAUUCCUUUUUUGCACCCACAAUGUGGCAGAUACAUUGCCUUCGGAUGAAAAGGAAACUGUUAAUAACUUCGGAUGAAAAGGAAAGUACACUAAAGCAAGGCUUUGAAAUGGUCAAAAAAAGUCUUCCAACAGAUGCUUUUUUUUGGAAGGGGGCCAGAGCAAGGUCCCUUGAUAAUUUUGACAGAUAAUUGCAAUGCAGAGCGAAAUGCAUUAUCUUUUGUUUGGCCUCCAGCUAAACUUCUUCUCUGCAUUUUUCAUAUUCUCCAGCAAGUUUGGAGAUGGCUUCUAGAUAAAAACCAUCAAAUAAGCCAAGCAGACAGACCUGAGAUUCUCAGUCAAUUUAAACAGGCAUUAUAUUCUGACACUGAAGAUUCAUUUGAAUUUCAAUACAGCAAACUAUUACAUAAUGUUUCAGUGAAUGAUUAUGACAAAGCUAUAGAGUCUUUUCAGAGACUUCUUCCCUACCCGAGCUGUAGACAUUCUUCACACUUCGCCUCGCAAGACUAUCGAAGACUAUUUACCGCUCUUUUUAUUUCCUUCUCAUUCCCGACCUCAUUCCGAACAUAAAAAGGAGGCUGGUGAUGGCCGCGACCGUAAAGGAUGGCAACGACCGUUUACGAAACGGCAAAUUGCUUCGGGGGCAUCCAGUAGUGCCGCUUCAGGUAGUAGCUUCAUUCUACCAUUGUCCUAAGCUAAAGGUGUCAGGGAUGUUCACUGUAAGUACGAAGAAACAGAGACACGAAAAAAGUGCAUUUUGAAUAUUUUUCUAGCCAAGGCAAAAAGUUAUGGGCCUUUGUGCCCCGACCCUUGCACUUGCAUUAAAUGCUUCUAUUUGAGCAAAAUUAAUCAAAGAAAUUUUGUGGGAAAAUGUUUCUUUCUUGCUCCCUCUAGGAUUCAUUCGCCACGACGCCCCUGCGUCAUAUGCCCUUUGAUAAAGAAGCGAAAUAUUAGUUUUUGUUAAAACUUGACACAUUAAUUGUAAAACCAGAAUGGACUAACGUCAUUAGUGGUGAUCAUUUCAGCCACGUUACCAUACACAAACUCUGAGUCUUUUGUUACCAUACACAAACUCUGUUGGCAAGGUAUAUUUGGAGAAUCUUGUUCGCAUUAUCUUACCCUUAAGAAUAGAUACGCCUAGUAUUUAUAAACAAUAUCUUUUGUCGGAACCCAUUUAAAAAAACCUAGCCAACCCAAACGAGUUUUAGAACAAGUUAAAGUGAUUUACUUUCAAAUACAUUUUGGCCGACAGUUGAAGAUUCACUUCAUCUGACUCUGUAUUAGCUUAUGCACGCGCAGAUAUUCGCAUUCAAGCUUUCAAGUUGAUGACGAAACUAUUUAUUUAUAAACAACCGACAACAACGUUGCAAAACAGGAAAAAAUCUGGUACCGCACGAUGAAGCUUAGGCUACAGAAGGCUGCUUGGUCAGCUAAUGUGGUAACGAAGACACUCAGAGCGCGAGCUUUAGCAACAAGUGCAAAAGCAAACUGGGGCGAAAGAGGCUCGGCAUUCCCAAACGGAGUAUCUAGUUGGAAUGGCAAUGGCUUAUCAUGGGAUGUCCAGCGAUUUUUAGAAGAGGUCGGAACGGAUGGCAGGGAAGCUCGCUACUGGCUCAAGGUUUUCCAACACAGAGAUGCAAAUCCAGAGCAGCCGUUUGCAGUUUUCCAAGUUUCAAGCAGCAUUUUCAAAAGGCCGCACAUGCUGAACAGUUUAGCAUCAAGUUUGGCAUUCUUACAACGAAGUGGUCUGUCAUUUAUUCUGGUUCAUGGUGGAAAUGGCGGAUGUAUCGCCCGGUCGAAACUCUCUGAUCAAACCAUGCAGUUAUCAGAUGUGUUGGAGAGCCAAGGGGCCAAAACGCGCCCCUUCUUCAACUGUAGUGGAAUAAUUAAAGCAAACAGAGACGAGGUGGGAAGGUCGUACGAGUUAAACACAGAUCUACUUACCUGGAGUCUAAGUUCUGGUUACAUCCCAAUUGUAUCAUCGCUUGCUGAAACAGACGAUGGGAAAAUUGUUCACAUUUGUCCAUUCAGGACUGCUGAUGAGAUAGCCGUUCAUUAUAAACCACUAAAAGUUAUGUAUCUUAAUACAAAAGGAGGAUUAUUAAAUGAAAAGGGAAGAGUUAUUGAGGCAGUCAAAUUAUCAGCUGAAAACGACGAAGCAUCCUCCUUCCCUUGGCACGAUAACGAGACUCAUGAAAGAAUUAGAUCAAUCAAAGGCCUUUUGGAUAAGCUACCAUUUACGUCAUCUGUUGUGAUUGCGUCAGCGAACACGGUGAUCAAGGAGCUGUUCACUCAUAAAGGUUCUGGAACAAUCUUCAAGAAGAGAGAGGCUUUACACGUGCAUAAAAGCCUCGGUUCUAUAGAUACAACAAGACUCACCAAUCUAAUAGAGAAAACAUUUGGUAGAAAGCUGGCUAGUUCCUACUUUCCUGAAAUAAACCAGAAACUCAUAGCUGCGUACAUCACAGAAAGUUACUCCGCUGCAGCACUCAUCACGAACGAAAACGUCGAAGGCGUACCGUAUCUUGACAAAUUUGCUGUCAGUCUACAAAAUCAAGGCUUGGGUUCUGGCGAAACGAUCUGGGAGAGAAUCAGAGAUGAUUUUCCAAGACUUUUCUGGCGAUCUCGUGAUGACAAUCGAAUUAACCCUUGGUAUUUCACGAGGUCAGAAGGGAGCUGGACGAAUAGAGCUUACACUGUUUUCUGGUAUGGUGUAAAUCAACCAAAGAUCUCACAUGAAAUUAUCAACUUUGCUAUCAGCAAGCCGUCUUCAUUUGAAGAUAAAGGUUUUGAUGACACAGGAAAUGACGAGACUUACCUCCGAAAACGAUCUUGAUUCAACCUAUACAUCGAGUAAAUCUCUACUUAUACGUAAUGUAGAAUUUCUAAUUCGGGGUUAAAUAUUUUAGGAAACAAAAACAAUGUCUCAAAGAUUAAAUAGCAAGGAACAUAAAGCAAAAGAAAGACUUUUUCAAAUACUAAUUGGUCAAUGUUGGAGGCCAGAUGCCACACCCCUGUCAACCCGUAAAAGACAUAUUAAAAGAUUUUCAGAGAAAAUAAAUGGUCUGAACAUCGUUACAAAUCAAGUUUAAAAAAACCAGUCUAAUUUAAGUGUGUGCGGGACAAUUUUUUGUAGUGGUUUCCUUGGCCUAAGCGAAAGUAAAUUUGAAGAGCCAAAUAUGGAAAUGGUCUAGCAUUAUACAUAAUUUAUGUCAAGCCAUGGCACAGCCACAUUUUUCCAAGAAACCAAACUUAUUAUGGUUUUGGGUUAACCUCUGAAAUGCUGCUUCGUCAUUGAUCCUGGUUAUUGAUAAUUUCAUUAUUGCCAUCGGCUUAAUUUGAUCAUUUCAUUCCUUUUCUGGGUGAUCGGUUUUGACAAGAAAGACAGUAGAUCGAUUGCAGCAGAUUCUGCACAAAAUUCAAUCUCCUUCUCGGUACAUCUCUUUAAGUCUUCAUUUAAUGCAUCUCUUUGCUUCUCAUGCAAUCAUUUAUUAUAUGCUUGCGUAACCAAAUGAUUGCCAGAAAAUGCUUAGUUUUUAACAGGAACUAUUUCAAAUAAAACUAUCCUGUCCUAAGCAUUCUGACUUUGCAUGCAAUUUUCUAGCGGCUUCGAUCCGCCGUCCAAAUCUCAGGCGACUUUGAACUUCUAGGUUUGAGCCUCAAUGACACUGAAAAAUAACCCGGCUAAUUAAUAUUUAUUGACCAUGCAAACUCGAGUUCGACCCGCGACCUGAUUUAUGUUAUGUUGUGAAAUGCAUUAUAAAAUGCGUUGAACCCGAUAGUUGAUGGUUUUUAAUACAUUUUUGGUUGUCUAAAUUAUUUAUAUUUUCUGUGUUAUGCAUUUUAUACGUUCAGUGGCUUUGUAAUUUAACACAUUUUCGUGGCUGUUAGCAUUUGCAAAUAUAUUUUAACUUUUGAAAAGUUCAGUUAUUGCGGAAAGAGAAUUAAUGCCUGCGUUCAUUUUAACUUAAGUUGUAGAAAGAUAUGUGCCUAAUUAAAUAAAAAAGACCAAAGUUUGAUUCUAUUUCUGAGUAACCUGCUAAUAAAGAUGAACGCCUGAUAAUUCUUUCUGCUUUAGGGAGUAAGAAGCAGAUAAUAACGGAGAUAAAAUUUUGAAGCAGGCUGCAGCCCGCCUUUAGUAUUGUUAUACUAUAUGGUAAUGUGCAAAAUAUACAGCAACAGAACAUUGAUUCUCAGAAACAAAUUUGUUUUAGCAAGAAUUGUGUUGAUCCGAAACAGAAAUAACUGGUCCUUCCUUUGGUAAGGCCUUUAUCUUUAAUUAGGUUUAAUAAGGUUAAUAUGGUAAGGUUUUCGAGUGAAAAACCCUUUAGAGUGACAAAACAGGUAAACCCAAAUGAUCCAGGAUGCAUUUUUUAACGUCCAGGAUGCAGCAAAUUAUUCAAUUCUUGGGUUUUCAUGACAGAUCUGUGC